CAACGAUUACCAAGCCACACACCACAAAGAUUUUCCAUGUCACACACCAGUUAAACAGAUGAACACCUACGAAGAAUAUGAUGAAGAAGAACUCAACAACUACAUCAUUCAGUGCAGUAUACAAGACUCCUGUCAUGAUGCUUUUCUGAAGUCUGCAGCCAGUUUAACAGCAUCGACAGAUGAAAAUCUCAGAGUCCUGGCAGCUAUUGAGCAAGGGGAAGUUUCUGUGCUCAGACAGAUGCUGAAGCAUGUCUUUGCUUUCAGUGAGUCAGAUGGUCGAGGCUGGCUUCCACUCCAUCGGGCUGCAUCGCAGCCGGUGCUGGAGGUUCUAGAGACCAUCCUGAGAUUGGAGGCUCAGCGGCUCAGUCUGGAGGAGAGGACUGUUGUUGGAGGAGAGACGCCGUUGACUCUGGCAGUUAAAGCUGGACUUGUGCAGAAUGUAAAGAGCCUGCUGCAGUAUGGAGCAUCACCUCACAGCACAAAUAGCAAGAAUGAGACACCACUGCUGCUGGCAGUGAGAGCUGGCUCUCAUGAGAUGACACACACACUGGUGGCUAACGGCGCUUGGGUAGAGCAAGCCUGCCGGAAGAGAUGGACAGCCAUGCAUGAGGCGGCCAAGGCUGGCAACGUGGACAUCCUGAUGCUGCUGCUAAGAAACGGCGGCCGUGUAAACCACAAGGACGUGACGGGAGUGACGCCGCUUGCUGUGGCUGCUGAGCACGGACAUUUCCACAUCAUGGAGAUUCUACUUGGCUGUGGUGGAAAGGUGAACUCUCAGGCCUGUAAUGGGGAAAGUGUCCUGCUGGAUGCAGCCGGAUCAGGAAGCACCGCCUGUAUUCAGCUGUUGCUGGACAAUGGAGCCAACCCCAACCUGCCCAGCAUAACUGGACAUCUGCCCAUUCACAAGGCAGCAUAUGCCGGGCACCAUGAUGCUCUGAAAAUGCUGAUCCCACUGACCAACAAGAAAGCCAUUAAAGAGGCAGGUCAGAGUCCAGUCCACUCUGCGGCAGAGGGAGGCCAUAGCCACUGUCUGCAACUCCUACUAGCCUGUGGCUUUGAUGUAAACUACCGCAUGAACACCAGAAACUCUGAAAACUACCGGGACAUGAGAAAAAGUGCCCUGUACUUUGCUGUCUCAAACGGCGAUAUGGAGUGCACCAAAAUGUUGCUUACAGCGGGAGCAAAGACAGACUUGGACCCCCUGUGUUGCCUCCUGGUGGCGGUCCGGUCUGGUCAUUACGACAUUGUGAAGCUGCUACUGGCAGCCAAAGCAAAUGUGAACUGUUACUUCACGGUGGUGAGCGACACAGUGUUUCCUACAGCACUGCAGUACUGCCUCAAGGAUGAGGUCAUGAUGCGGCUUCUGCUCAACAGCGGCUAUGAUGUGGACAAAUGCUUUCACUGUCACCAUGACAACGCAAUUGACGCUAUGAAUGAAGUAGAGGAAAAAAUUCCGUUCUGUGAGUUCAUGACUCUCUGCUGCCUCAAGCAUCUGUCUGGAAGUGUGGUCCGGAUUCUGCUGGAUUACGUCAGCCAUGUCCACAUGUGCUCCAAACUCAGGUUCAUCUUGGAAAAACAGAGAGAGUGGCCCCAAAUAUGUGAAAUACUCUGCAAUCCUUGUCCCUUAAAGCACCUCUGUAGGCUGGAGAUCCGGAAGCGUUUGACCCUGAAGAGACUGAACAACCGUGAAAUCAUGAACUCACCCAUUUUCCCCCCAAGACUAAAGCACUUCAUUCUGUACGAGGAGCUGGACCUUUACAGCCAGGGUCCUGAAUCUAUCGUCUAAAAUUCAGCAGAUUUCCAGCAACAGCUCUGCUUGAAUUGGACG
Molecule: messenger RNA, 1828 nt
Organism: Melanotaenia boesemani (Boeseman's rainbowfish)
Lineage: Eukaryota; Metazoa; Chordata; Actinopteri; Atheriniformes; Melanotaeniidae
Product: ankyrin repeat and SOCS box protein 15-like
Exons: 10
Coding region: 59-1786 (575 amino acids)
Biological process (GO): intracellular signal transduction
Cellular component (GO): cytoplasm; nucleus
Molecular function (GO): protein binding
Source: RefSeq, a predicted model, not a curated record